This is a messenger RNA of Ilex paraguariensis (yerba mate), 2071 nucleotides long. Lineage: Eukaryota; Viridiplantae; Streptophyta; Magnoliopsida; Aquifoliales; Aquifoliaceae. The record is from the annotation of a GenBank genome assembly.
CAUCCGACAACUGCGACAGAAUCACAAUAGCAAUAAGAGAGAGGAGAGAGAGGGAGAAAGACGUUGGUUUUUUUUUUUUUUGUUGUUGGCAGCAUCCGGAUAACAACCAGAGAAGAGCAUAUCCAUCUCUAUUUCUCUCUCUUCUUUCGAUCAAAAAGAAAGAGAUUCGAUUUGCCAUUACAAAACAUAGGUUUUGACGGGAAAUGGGUACGUUCCAAAGCUUCAGGAAAGCUUAUGGGGCGCUUAAGGACUCCACCAAGGUUGGCCUGGCCAAGGUCAAUAGCGAAUUCAAGGAUUUGGAUAUUGCCAUUGUCAAGGCCACCAAUCAUGUAGAGGGUCCUCCAAAAGAACGGCACGUUAGAAAAAUUUUUUUUGCAACAUCGGUUGCCCGUCCACGGGCAGAUGUUGCCUACUGCAUUCAUACACUUUCAAGGAGGUUGGCAAAGACACGCAACUGGAUUGUUGCCAUAAAGGCGUUGAUUGUUAUUCAUAGGACAUUGAGAGAGGGUGAUCCUACCUUCAGAGAGGAAUUACUAAACUAUUUACACAGAGGACAUGUUUUUCAAAUAUCCAAUUUCAAGGAUGACUCGAGCGCUCUUGCUUGGGAUUGCUCUGCAUGGGUUCGGACAUAUGCACUCUUCUUAGAGGAACGCCUCGAGUGUUUUAGAACCCUGAGAUAUGACAUUGAGUCAGAGCGUUUGACAAAAUCAUCACUUGGGGCAACAAAGGCGCACAGCAGAACACGGCUCUUGAGUGGUGACGAGUUGUUGGAGCAACUACCUGCAUUGCAGCAGCUUCUCUACCGCCUAGUUGGUUGCCAGCCUGAAGGAGCAGCUUACCAUAAUUAUGUAAUACAGUAUGCAUUGGCUUUGGUAUUGAAAGAAAGCUUCAAAAUAUAUUGUGCCAUCAAUGAUGGGAUUAUUAAUCUUGUGGACAUGUUCUUUGACAUGUCCAAACAUGACGCAGUUAAAGCACUGAAUAUCUACAAAAGAGCUGGACAACAGGCUGAAAAUCUUGCUGAUUUUUAUGACUUCUGCAAAGGUUUGGAUCUUGCUAGGAACUUUCAGUUUCCAACAUUGAGACAGCCACCUCCUUCAUUUCUUGCCACAAUGGAGGAAUAUAUAAAAGAAGCACCUCAGAUAGGUUCUGCUUCACAUAGGAGACUGGAGUUUCAGGAGACAGAUCAAGAUUAUCAGAAACACGAAGAACCUGCUCCUCAAGAGAGCGAAAAACUGGUAGAAGAAGAAGAAGUUGAAAUUAAAGAAGAAUUGGAAGAUACACAAGAAGAACCUAAGCCUAAGGAAGAGGAUGAAGUUCCUCCAUUGAUAGCACCCGAAGAACCUGGGGAUUUGCUGGGUUUGAAUGAAAUAAAUCCAAAAGCUGCCGAACUAGAGGAAAGCAAUGCGAUGGCUCUUGCCAUAUUUCAACCUGGUCAUGAUCCUUUCUCGAUGAAUCAUGGGUUGAGUGAAAUUGGAAAAACUUCAGGAUGGGAGCUCGCUCUGGUUACUACACCGAGCAACAAUAAUAGCCAAGCGUCAGAAAGAAAAUUGGCGGGUGGGUUUGACAAGCUAUUACUUGAUAGCUUGUAUGAAGAUGAUACUGCCAGGAGACAAAUACAGCUGGCGAAUGCAGGCUACAAUACCGGCUACAGUACAGGCUAUGAAUAUGGAACGACAGUACCAAAUCCAUUUGAUCAUCAGGAUCCAUUUAUAAUGUCCAACAACAUAGCACCCCCGACCAACGUGCAGAUGGCCUUGAUGGCUCAGCAACAUCAACAUCAACAUCAACAAAUGAUGAUGCAACAACAACAGCAGCAGCAGCAGCAGCUACAGCAGAACAUGAUGAUGAUGGUGCCUCAUCAAUAUUCUCAGCAACAAAUGCUUUCUCAGCAACAGAUGCCAUAUAUGGGUUCUUCAAACCCGUUUGGAGAUCCUUUCUACUAUCCUCAGAGUGCAAUGCCACCACAGGGAAACCAUACUUUACUUUAGAGACCAUUUCGUCUCUCCCUUAAUUUUAUUGUAUUCUUAAAUUCUUCCUGAGUAGGUGAAUCCUCUUGUUUACUGUGACAUUU